UUCAGUCAGGUGAUCAAAAUAAUCCCAUUUACAAAUUGUAUGUAAGUUACUUAGCUUUUUAUUGUUUCUCUAUCUCUCUCGCCGGCAGCAUACCCCUUCUCUCCCGCUACUAUGUGCCCCCCUUAACAAUUAGCCGGAGGCGCGUAGUUGAAGCUCUAAGUGCGUUUCGUUUGGAUUGAAGCACUUUUUCGAUGCUUGAUUAAUUAAUUAACCAUAUACAAGGGUCGGGCCAUAAGACUAGGGUAACGAGCUGCCAACUGCUGACUGCUGACUGCUGACGACCUUAACUGCAGCUCAAGAGUCUGUCAAUCCGAUUAGCUAUAAAAAGGCUUAGGGUACAAGCCGCUUGGGUUUAUUUGUUGCCCGGACAGUCACUCGACUAUUCAGCAUGCGCAUCCGCUCAGGGGAUCAACAACUGCUACUUCUCCUCCUCACGCUGGCUCUGGAGCCCAGCUGGACAGCCACAAUUCUGCACAGCCUGGCCGGGCCGGGCAGCGCCAGUGCCAUCUCGCAUCAGAGCUUUGUGCGCUUGACGACCAAGCCGCCGUCAGCGCCGCCAUCGCAGCUAAUCCUGCAGGUUAGCCCGUCCACAAUGCGCAUUGUCAAUGGAAAAGAGCGACGGCUGGAGGUGCAGCAGCUGCAGACAAGUGGCAGCCACACACCUGCACAUCUAACAUAUGCCGCACGGCCGGUGGUACACCAGAUGCUGCCCAGGAUUAAGCCGGUCCGGAACAUAAGCUACGCCUCGUUGUUACGCGCCUCUCGAGCUCUGAGUCAGGCACACACGCACACUCAGUUAAAGUUUGUUUAGCAUUUUUUAUAUCACGCAGUUUAAGUUUUUUUUUAAAAAUUAAGUAAACAAUUUGAAAACCGUCUCGAAAUUCAAGUGAGCU
Drosophila virilis is the source of this 893-nucleotide messenger RNA. RefSeq lists its product as uncharacterized. The record is from RefSeq and is a predicted model, not a curated record. Lineage: Eukaryota; Metazoa; Arthropoda; Insecta; Diptera; Drosophilidae.